AUGAGGCAAUCGCCUGCAGCAGAGCAACUAAAAGAGCGACCUCGAGAAAAAGGCGCGGUUCCAGAGCUCUACACGUUCGAGAAAUUCUCCCAGCCCUGUGCAGUCUACGUCAAGCUUUUAUUUCCAAGGCUCAACAAGCAAGCCUAUGCGACUGCCACCCGAGAUGCAUCCUUUUGUUACAUCGGAUCCACCAACAUCACUGUGGCCAAGAGAGAAUACAACAGAGUCGCAAAACUUCGUCAACUACAACAACUCAAACUACCCAAAACCGAAAGUGCCAUUCGAUAUUGGAACGACUCCCAGACCUACCAGCACUACAGCACCAUUCUUCUUUCGCAACACUGGGAGUACAUUGACGCCUGGGCCGAAGAACACAGCCUGAUUCAGAGAUGGCAGCCCAAGCUGAACUACCCGUAUGUCACGAAAGAGCUGGUCAAGAAGGCGCAUGGUUUGGUCCCCAAACAUCAACAACCACAUCUUCGCCACCCACCAGAUUCUCUGGGACGACAACUUUUCAAAAAACUCCGACGAAGAGUACAAGGACAGAGACCUUCGCUUGUCAAUGCUCUACCUAAGCAGGCCCAAUUCUGGAAGCUCUUGUAUUCCAUAUCCAGCGACACCAAGCAAGAAUUUGAGGUCUCCAAGGAGCUGCGCAGCGGCAAGCACGACGCGGAAACAGUUACCCUGCUCUACAGACUCGCCAACUACAUGGAGCAGCCGUGGAGAUCAAAAGCCCGAGCCAGACUACGCAAAGUCCUGCAGUUCAAGAACGCAUCGAUCCCAAAGCACAACAAGCCCCUAAAAGUUCCUCUCCUUGCACAUGCGUCGCAUCGCACCAACAUCGAAAAGCACCUGGUGCGACUCAGCAGGACUCACCGACAUGUACUUAUACCAUACCAUCUACCCACCAAGACAGUCCAGGAGGCAACGCAUCCCUCCUUACAGCAAGUUCUUUGGAACCACAAUCGGAAAGUCACCGACAUGGGCAGACACUGGAAGCCUACAGAGUGUCAGUGCGCCAAAUUCAUCAAGCAACAUCCGCGAGCACAAGUACAUGAAGGACACGUAGUCACUGGCUUGGAAACCCUGCAGCUACCCCACACACACCAGACCUUCCGCAGCGUUUCGGCCGGGAAUGCCUUCUACUCCUCCAAGCAGCGCAUCAAGAGACAACAUCAAGAACAAUUCCAACGAUGGCUCAAGCACCACCAAUUUCCUCGAGAUCAACGCAUACUUGACGACUUUGACACUUUCUUCGAACAAGAGUGGAAGCAUCAUAAACUACAGCUUCUGCGAGAGCCACGACUCACGCACAGACUGGCAAAAAACAUCUUGGCCAUGAUCCCUGACGACUACAUCGUGCACAACGAGGACCAUGCCAACGCGCACCUCAUGAUCUACUGCCCGAACAUCUACAACCAAGCAGCCUACAAUACUUGGAUGGACAAACAAACAUUUCGAAUGUUAGACGCCGACCCUGACGAGAUCAAGCAGAACAUGCAGAAUAAUACCCCCAAGGUGGUCGCCAAGCACUAUUCCAAGCUCCUUGCCUAUGAAAAGCCCCUACCGUAUGGGUAUAUACUCAUGAAACGGAAAAAGCGAUGGGCCAAAGGGAGGACUAUUAUCGCGUAUAGCAAUACGUGCAUCGGCAAAUUGCUGAAGAUCGCGGCCCUAGCGCUACAACAGAUGUUGACGAUAACCUGGCCCAACCAUUUUGGCGAUGAAAUACACCAACUCUUCCACAACAACGAGCACCUGUACCCGGAGCGACACUUGAAAUUUCUCAACCACGAUUUGGUCGGCUUCUUUAAUUCGAUACCACAAUCCGAUAUCCUACAAAGCAUCCACUUCCUCACCUCCCAGUUCCUUGACGAGCACAACUCCACCAUCACCGUCGAUCCUCACAGCAAGAUCGCACCCGCACAUUCCGGCAGAUCAACGCACAGCCUGAAGUCCAACAUGGUCAAGGUGCAGGCAGAACACAUACCCGCCAUCAUCCAGUUCAGCUUCGAUGCUUGCGCAUUCACAGCCAUUGGGGAGGUCUUUCAGCAGACUUGUGGCACCUCCAUGGGAAAUCAAAUCAGUCCCAUCCUCUCGACAUGUGCAAUAGUGGCCACAGAAAUCACAUGGCUAAGAAUGUAUGGCCAGUUCGUCAGCAAUGCCCAUCUCCACGACAAGUUCUGGAUUCGCAGGUACGUCGACAACAGAGCCAUCAUAGUCGAUGAAGAUGAGCUUCCCUACACUUCUACAAGAAGCCAGUACAACUGGAAGAUGAAGCGUGUGAUGAUUUUCUGGGAUUUCGCAUUCACGCAGAUAAUCGCCAAAUUACCUACAAUCUCCACCGAGAAGCUUGGAGAUAUCGACUUCCCCAGUCAGCCGGCUCCACAAAGCUACGCCUCAGCGGGAUACAGAAGUAAUAUGACUAAAAAGCAGCGCAUCAAUGACGCUGCAAACGCCGCAGAGCUCACCGACAUCGACACCGACUCCGAGACCGCGGAAUACGCAGCUAGACUACCACAUGGACUACCGCUAGACAUGAGUGCCCCCGCAGUCUUAGCAGAAGCAAAAGAUGAUCCAGUAGAGCAAGAAUGUGAACUGCUACUCCAACAAAGAUACAUUCCCUUCGAGCUCUUCCCAUGGCUCUCCACCCAGCUCAACUCCGAGUUCCUUCGAGCUUCGGCACUCACGAAAGCAGGCAGAAGAGCAACGGCAUACACAGUCGGCACCUACUACCACGUGGGCAGCAUUGGCGUGCGCACCAACACGAGGCAAAGACCUUGGACGGCAGCGAUACUAGCAUACCUGGUACGAGCUUGCACCCAUACUCCAUUCUCGACUGUCUCCCUACUUCGCAAUGUGCAUAUGCGCACACAUCGAGACAAGUACAACAAGCCAGGAAGCCUCAACAUCGUGAUUCCGGUCUCUACCUUCAGACAAGGACACCUAUGGAUUGAAGAAGACGACGGACCUGAUCUAUCUCCAAACGGACAACAUCGUGGCCGCAACCUUGAGAUCAAACUACCCGGAAUCGAGUUUAGUCCAUUCAAGCUUCACGGUACAUGUCCAUGGAAAUCCGACCGCCUGAUCAUCUCGGCCUACACCACCAACCGCACCGAGGACAUCUGUCGAGAAGACAAAAGAUACCUUCGCAUGCUCGGCUUUAACCUCGCAUAA
This is a messenger RNA of Symbiodinium sp. CCMP2592, 3174 nucleotides long. Lineage: Eukaryota; Dinophyceae; Suessiales; Symbiodiniaceae. The record is from the annotation of a GenBank genome assembly.